This is a messenger RNA of Symbiodinium natans, 2154 nucleotides long. The record is from the annotation of a GenBank genome assembly. Lineage: Eukaryota; Dinophyceae; Suessiales; Symbiodiniaceae.
AUGGUCGAGAAGGUGAAGGCAACCUCCGACGCGCCAAAAGAUGCCCUCAAGAGGGAGAAGCCGCCAAAGCUUCUGCAGGAGAUAGCCAUAGCGCAGCUACCCAAGCAGAAGGUCCACAAGGCCUCUGUUGCAGCAAUGCGCCAGGUGCUUGAUGACCAGCUGGAAGAGAUGAACAGCAUCUUUAUCCUACAUGCACAGAAGAUCAAGCGCAUGUUAGACCUGCAGGAGCAGGCCGAAAAAAUGAGAGAGUUGGAGAUUCAGGAGCUGCGCAAUGAGUUGGUGGCGGUGAAAGGGCCGAAAAAGGCCAAUGGCACGUUGCAGAUGGAGAACUGCAAGAAGCUCUUGGUGGAGCGUGACACAGCUUGCCGCUUGGCGGAGGCUGAGAACUUUCAGCUGCGUGAGCAGCUUGCAGCGAUGCGUGCCGUUGGGAACCAAACCCUCAUCAUGAAGACCGGCUCCACUCCGGGGACCAUGGGAUCUGUGAUGGGAGCCGCGACUGGCCCUGCGAUGGGCGGCAACAGCCCGAUGAGUGGCCUCCCUACGACACCUCUCGCGACACCGCUUGCGACACCUGCCGUGGGCCUGCCGAAUUCGGGUGGCUCGAAGGGCCUGCCCCUGGGUGCGGCACCUGCGUCGCCGCCUCCCCCUGUGGUCUCAGUGUCGCACGUACCCCUCUCUUCACCAGAGAUGUUGCACCGACUGGAGCGAGCGCAGACCGUACUCGAGACCUGGGCAAACACACACCAUCCGCACCUGAAUGGCUCUGUCGUUCGGAGCCUUCGAGACGAGGAUGAUGACUCUUCUGACUCUGAUAUUGAGCUGCCAGGGGCCGUUCGACAUCGCCGUAGAGGCGAUAAGCAAGGGCCGGAGCAAUCCGAGAAUGAGGAGGAGGAAAAAUUAGAUCCCAAAGCCGAGUACUUGAAGGAAAGUCAGAAACAGAGGAAGAAGAAGAUGCUAAACAGCAAGCUCAGAGCGCUUGACAUGAAAACUCGCAUGCGAGAUGCGUUUGCUGAGCCUUCAUAUAUUGCGACGGAGCAUUAUCACACCACGGGCUUUGCUCAACUUCUGGCUCGUUCGCCGUGGUUCGAGCACACGGUCAUGGUUGUCAUCUUGCUCAACUCUGUUUGGAUCGGCAUCGAGUCAACCAUCAAUGAAAGCGCACUAUUGAUCAAUGCCGACCCUGGCAUCAUUGUCGUUGAAAACAUGCUGUGCCUGACCUUCACUGUUGAGAUUGUCAUCCGCUUCCUUGCUUUCAAGUCAAAGCUCCGCGCCCUGCGGGACUUCUGGUUUAUAUACGAUUUUUUUCUUGCCUUCUUCAUGAUUCUGGAGACUUGGGUAUUCUUCAUUAUUCUGACCGUGAGUGGUGGCGACAUGGUGCUGUUCGAUUCAUCGAUCAUGCGGAUGUUACGACUGCUUCGGCUGACCCGAGUUGCGCGAAUCGCCCGGAUGCUUCGUGUUAUGCCAGAGGUCAUGAUCCUGGUGCGUGCCAUUGGAGCUGCCCUGCGAUCAGUGAUCCUCACAGUGAUCUUGGGUCUCAUGAUAGUCUACAUCUUUGCUAUUGCUCUCUCGCAGAUUGCAGUUGACACGCCCGCCGGCGUCAGCUACUACAGCACGCUUCCGCAGGCGAUGUUCAGCCUGAUCUUUCAUGGCUGCUUCAAUAACGACCUGGCUUCUAUGGCUCGGCUGUCAUUCCAGGAUGAUAUCAUUGUUGGUGCUCUCUUUGCUGUCUUCAUACUCAUUGCCCCCUUGACCAUUAUGAACCUGCUCCUGGGUGUUUUAGUCGAGGUGGUGCGCGUCGUUGCAACUGCUGAACAGGAAGGCCGUGUCGUCCGGAACUUGAAAGAGGAACUUCACUGGGCCAAGCAAGCGCUUGGCACGGAGGGAGAUACCAUCACGCAGGAAGAGUUCAUCAUGUUGCUCCAGAAUGACCAGGCGAUCGGUGUCCUUCAGGACGUUGGCGUGGACCUCAUUGCCUUAGUCAAGGACCCAAACAUCAUCUUCGACGGGGAUCCUUACAUUCACUUCCAAGACUUUCUGAAUGAGAUGCUUCUUCUCCGUGGGUCGAACAAUGCGACAGUGAAGGAUCUAACGGUGUUGAAGAAUCAGCUGCUCCAGACCUUGCCACCUGUUCUCAAGCGCAAGCUCCGAUUGUAG